This is a messenger RNA of Tripterygium wilfordii, 1727 nucleotides long. RefSeq lists its product as uncharacterized. The record is from RefSeq and is a predicted model, not a curated record. The transcript has 2 exons. NCBI's taxonomy places the organism in Eukaryota, Viridiplantae, Streptophyta, Magnoliopsida, Celastrales, Celastraceae. Bases 682 to 1386 code for a protein of 234 amino acids.
CCUGGUCUGCUAUUGUGCUUUCACGAUUGUGUGGUGAAGGUUCUGGUAUGGUUUUUUCCUUCUCUGGAGGUGUCUGAUUUUCUAGUUUCUGGUUAGCAAUUCUGUCUUCUUGUUUUCUAUGGAGCUACAACUGUCUCUGUUUUAGACAGAUUGUUGUAUGAGCCUUCCUGUUUGUUAGCUGGGGAGUAUUUUUCAGUACUGGUAGUGGAGAUUAUUGUGCUGUGUUCACGGGUUUGCUUGUUUCUGUGUGAAUUAUGGCCGAGUCUAGUGAAAAGAAGGUUGUUACAGAAAUCAUCCUAACUUCGUAUCGAAUAACAAAUAGAAAAUUAAAUGGCACAAACUAUGGUCACUGGAAACGAGUCAUUAGGAGAUAUCUCUCGGGUUUUGAUAUGGAGAAACAUUUGACUGAGGAUGCACCAACUGAGCAGAAGGCCAAGGCACAGUAGUAGAAGGAAGAUGAUAAACUUUUCACUUUAAUUCAGAAUACCAUGGAAAAUUCUGUAGAUGAUAUGAUUGGGCAUUGUGAUAGUGUCAAGGGGAUGUGGCAAUAUUUAGAAUUGUUGUAUUCUAGUAAGCAAAAUCUAUUUCAUGUUCAUGAACUCCUAUCUGGGGUAUAUCGUGCAGACCAGAAGGGACGACCUUUAAUUGAAUAUUACAGACUUCAAAACAUAAUUUGAAGAGAUGAGGACUCUAUACCCUAUUACGGCUGAUGUGAAGAAAAUGCAGGCACAACAGGAAGAGGUAGUUGUUCAGUGCUUUCUAGCUGGGUUAGAGUCACAGUAUGAGAUUGCUCGUACUCAAUUACUUACUGAUUCAGAGCUACCUUCCCUAGCUGAAGCAUUCUCUCGAUUGCGCAAAGUUUGUAAGGAUUCGGAUAAAGAUACCUCUGGAGUAUCUACUGUUUCUGGUGGUACCUCGGCUCUAUUGGGAUGGACACCACCAAUUGGUGGUAAUAGGGGUGGUCGUAGUGGUGGUCGAGGAGUUCGUGGUGGUGGUCAUGAUAAUGGAGGACGUGGAGGUCCAAGGAUAUGUUAUCAUUGUGGAGAGCAGGGUCAUUUGAAAAAUAAUCGUUGGAAAUUGAAUGGUAAACCAUCUGCCUCACCGCGGUUUGCCAAUGCUGCCACUCAGGAGGGUCUUUUGCCUACUCCUACCGGAACUGUAUCUCCUUCUCUAGUAUCUAAACCUGAUGGCCACAUUCUGAUUUCAGCUGAUGAAUAUGCUCAGUUUACUCAAUUUCAAGCUACCCCGUCUGCUGCCACUCUUGUUCAGUCAGGUAAUCCAACUGCAUGUCUUCCUUCGUCCUUCGGUGAUUGGGUCAUCGACUCCGGAGCCACCAAUCACAUGACUAGCAAUACAGGAUCUGGUGACGAAGAAGGUUAUUGGUAGAGGUCGCUUGUCCAAUUGUCUGUACGUUCUUGCAGCUGAGUCUUCACCGGUGCCACGGCCAGUUGCUUCUACUAGUGCUAACUCAUUUUAUCAGUUGCAUUGUCGGUUUGGUCAUCCUUCAUUAAAUGUUUUAAAGCGUCUUUGUCCGUCCUUAGGUUUAGCGUCUCAGUUAGAGUGUGAGGCAUGUCAAUUUGCCAAACACCAUCGAGUGUCUUACCUUCCUCGAGUUCAUAAACGGGUUGCGUCCCCCUUUGAGUUGAUUCAUUCAGAUAUUUGGGGUCCUUGUCCUAUUGUGUCUCAGUCUGGAUUUCGUUAUUUUGUUACCUUUGUUGAUGAUUUUA